ACACGGGCGGCAGAAAGGGCGGGAAACGCCUCCUCAGAGACCCGGAUGUGGGCGCAGCCUAUGUCUGCGGCGACACGCGUUUCGUGAGAGCUUGGCCCUUCAUAGACGCCGUAGCGAGUGGUUGGUACCGGCCUGGCUUCCGGGAAUAACCGCAGCCGCUACUGUGAGGAGUGCGGCACCGAGCAGGAUGUUGGUGUUAGUAUUAGGAGAUCUUCACAUUCCACAUCGAUGCAACAGCCUCCCAGCCAAGUUCAAAAAACUGCUGGUUCCAGGAAAGAUUCAACACAUACUCUGCACAGGAAACCUCUGCACCAAGGACACUUAUGACUACCUCAAGACUCUGGCUGGAGAUGUUCACGUUGUCAGAGGGGACUUUGAUGAGAAUCUGAACUACCCUGAGCAGAAGGUUGUAACUGUUGGACAGUUCAAAAUUGGGCUGAUUCAUGGCCAUCAGGUUAUUCCUUGGGGCGACAUGGCCAGCCUGGCACUGCUGCAAAGGCAGUUCGAUGUGGACAUCCUGAUUUCAGGGCAUACACACAAAUUUGAAGCAUUCGAACAUGAAAACAAGUUCUAUAUCAAUCCAGGAUCAGCUACAGGAGCCUAUCAUGCCUUAGAGAACAACAUCAUUCCUUCAUUUGUCCUGAUGGAUAUCCAGGCUUCUACAGUAGUUACAUAUGUCUAUCAACUAAUUGGAGAUGAUGUGAAAGUAGAAAGAAUCGAGUACAAAAAAUCAUAAACAUGUUUUUGCUUGUCUGGUCUUUUUACUGUCUUGUUAUGACAAUACUUGAUUGCUAGUUUACAGUACUACACUUGUGUGCUAACAGCUUAACAAUGUAGCUUCUUGGUAAAAACUUUGAAACAGCAUUGUGUUUGCUUUCUUCUGUAUGAAUUGAUUUGUAAAAUACUCCAUUCAAAUAACUGUUUAAAUACUGUUCCUUAAUGUUGUAAUAAACUCCACUUCAUAGAAAAACUGAGCUUUAUGAAAUGUUGUUGGGGGGGAAAAAAUGCAGCAGUCAGAGUGGCUUUUUAAGUGGCUCGUGCUCUGGUUUGACUUCUAAAUGAUACUUUUUAAGGAGCUCAAAUAAAAAGAUUGAAGGCUU
Pogoniulus pusillus (Red-fronted tinkerbird) is the source of this 1100-nucleotide messenger RNA. It is a transcript of the gene VPS29, whose product is annotated as VPS29 retromer complex component. The record is from RefSeq and is a predicted model, not a curated record. Gene Ontology annotation, cellular component: retromer complex; endosome. Bases 188 to 736 code for a protein of 182 amino acids. Gene Ontology annotation, biological process: retrograde transport, endosome to Golgi; intracellular protein transport. Lineage: Eukaryota; Metazoa; Chordata; Aves; Piciformes; Lybiidae. The transcript is spliced from 4 exons.